CGACGCGAUCCGCACCGUGAGUCCUAAUCUCGUCUCCCCUUUUCCCUUCUUACCAAAACCCUUCUUCCUCCUCUAUCCUCAAUCUCUAUCUCAACGCCCGAUCGCUCGAAAAUAGCAAAAUUGGGGAAAAAUGGAGUGAAAAUCGCAGCUGUACCCCACCAAUCGAUCCCUCGUCGUCUCUAGAUCAGCUCCGUAGCCCUCGAUCAUGGUGGCUUUGUAAAAAUCGGGUCCAAUUUGAAGCAGUAAUCGGCUUCGGCGCAAGCGCUUUUAGGGUUUCCUUUCGCUUUCGAUUUGUAGUGAUUUUGAGGAGGUUUUGGUGAUUAAUGGGGAAGAACCAGGCGUACAAGGCGAUGCAGAGGGCUCGGGUGGGCUCGAGCUCGGCUGGGCCCGAGCAGAUCGAAGACGGAAUGACGGAUGGUUCAUUUCAUUCACCAGCGUGGCAUGCUGCUCGCUUGGCCAGCCUCAAAACAUCUCACACCAUAACAUGGGAGGAAUUCAAGAAGAAACAGAAGGAAGAUGAACUAAAGAGAGGUGAGCUGGAGGCUGACAAGGACAGAAUGAUGAGAGAAUAUAGAGCUCAGCUGGAUGCCGAAAGGGCUCAGAAGCUUUCUCAUGGAAGAAACCACUCUGGAAGGAAGUCCCAUCACAAAAAAGAUAGGAAAGAUAAAGAUUUGAAGAAACGUAGCAGCAGAAAGAGAAAGCAGAGGAAGUCGUCCGAUUCAGGUUCCUCUAGUUCAUCAUCUGAAUCUUCGAGCAGCGAUGACGAGGAGAGGGAAUCGAGGAGAUCCCGGUCGAGCUCCAGAUCGAAGAGACGAAAGAGGGAGAAGAAGCACCGGUCGAGGGCCAAGCAUUCUUCUACCAGCGACAGUGAGGAGGGCGGCGGCGGCGGCCCGGUGAGACUGUCCAAGUUCUUCGGAAAUGUGAAGAACUAGACCUUUUUUAAUGUUUGCUUCUGUGGGUCUUCUCUCCUUGUGUGCUCUGAGGAAGAGAAAUUAUUGGAGCUUAUUGUUUCAAUGUAGGUGGCUGUUUCUGUGUUCCAAUUUGGUAUGGUGGAUUUCGACAGCAACAUUGCCAAAUUUUCUGUAUUAUUGAUGGGCUGAAUUGUUAGGUGUUUGAUGGUGACAAAUGCAGGACAUUUUGUCCCAUUCGUGAAUUAGUUUAGCACUUGAAAAGGUGUGAAUUAGCAGCCAAUAUUCCUAUGCUUCUCUUUUCUAUUUUAACA
Molecule: messenger RNA, 1222 nt
Organism: Ananas comosus (pineapple)
Lineage: Eukaryota; Viridiplantae; Streptophyta; Magnoliopsida; Poales; Bromeliaceae
Product: protein FAM133A-like
Exons: 5
Coding region: 324-932 (202 amino acids)
Source: RefSeq, a predicted model, not a curated record